GUGGCAAGUAAUAUUUGUAGUUGUAAUAAUUCAACAUGGCUGACGACAGUGGCACCGUGGUUCAAGGGAACACAAAUAAUGUUGCUGAGGGAAACGCUGAAAAUGCCGAUGGACAGCAGCAGCAGCAACAAGCUAGACCUAAUGGAUGGGCAAUGAUCAAAACCCUGGUUGUACGUAUGGUAUUUAUCUACUUCAUCGCAAGCUUAUUCCGAAGAAAUCCUCAACCAGCACAGACAACUGGGGCUGAUGGAAAACCUAGCCCAGCAGCAAGACCAUCUUCUAAUGUGUUUGACAAGUUUACGAAUAUGGAUAUGUACGUGUAUGUGUCUGAACAAGAAGAAUUUACAGACUUCAAAAACGAAAAAGCGCUAUUUUGGUUUGAGCAAGGGUUGAUCUACGGAGACUGGACAAGUGGUGACAACAAUGAUGGAUCCUUUGAGAAAUCUGGAAAGAUUGAAGCUUCUGAGACUGUUCAAAACAAUGGUUCACUCUUUAUCCAUGUGUACUUUGUGAAGGAAGGGAAAUCACCUGAUCCUACAGACAGAGCUUCAAAGCUGUAUUCAAAGAAAUACACAGCAUAUCGAUCUAAAAGGUUAAACAAAUUCAAAAAGAGACGUUUCCACACGACUGUUAAUCUCUUAACAGGCCAAACAGAUGUUCAUCCUGAUUUAGUUCAGAAAGAAAAUGCUUCUGCUUUUGAGAUUUUGUCUCACUGGCAUCCCAACUUGACCAUCAACCUACUGGAUGAUCACUCACCUUGGAUUCCAGGCUCUGUGCCACAACCACUAGAUGAGUAUAUUGACUUUGUACCUGGAUCCAACAAGUACUACCCUAUCGUCUAUCUGAAUGACUACUGGAACUUGAAUGCUGAUUACAUGCCCAUCAAUGACACAACCAAACUCCUAAACCUGACAGUGACAUACACUCCCAUGUCGUUGUUCAAGUGGCAGCUCUAUGCUGCUCAGGGCAUGCGCAACAAGUGGGUCAAUAUGCUCGGCUCUGAGGCUGGAGAUGAUGAGGAGGAUCAAGAUUCUCUCAAGAUGGCUUUCUUGGAAACAAGUCCUUAUUUGCUGGGGAUGACAAUUGUUGUGUCCAUAUUGCACAGUGUGUUUGAAUUCCUUGCUUUCAAGAAUGACAUCCAGUUUUGGAAGAGUCGCAAAUCCCUGGAAGGUCUGUCAGUGCGCUCGGUGUUCUUCAAUGUGAUCCAGUCUCUAAUUGUCCUGCUCUACAUCAUGGACAAUGAGACCAACACUGUGGUGAAGAUUAGUGUCUUUGUUGGACUUUGUAUUGAGAUCUGGAAAAUCAACAAAGUUGUCAAUGCAAAGAUUGACAGAGAGAACCCUAUUUUUGGUUUUAUACCAAGAGUCAGCUUGUCAGAAAAAUCUACCUACACAGAAUCUCAGACUAAAGAGUUUGAUAUUUUGGCAUUCCGCUACCUGUCGUGGCUGCUGUACCCUCUCCUAGCAGGCUACAUGGUCUACUCUCUUGUGUACCAAGAGCACAAAGGAUGGUACUCUUGGGUGCUCAGCAUGUUGUAUGGUUUCCUGCUCACGUUUGGUUUCAUUAUGAUGACACCUCAGUUAUUCAUUAAUUAUAAGCUGAAGUCAGUUGCACAUCUUCCAUGGAGGAUGCUCACGUACAAGGCUCUCAACACCUUCAUUGAUGACAUCUUUGCCUUUGUCAUCAAGAUGCCCACCCUGUACAGACUGGGCUGUCUCAGAGAUGAUGUGAUUUUCUUCAUCUACCUCUACCAACGUUAUAUUUACUCUGUGGAUCCAAAGAGGGUGAAUGAGUUUGGAACAAGCCAAGAGAUGAUGGACAGCCCUGGCGAAGUGGCAGAGGAGGAGGGAGGGGGGGGAGAGCAGCAAGCGCUCACUGGGAAGGAAGAAGAGACAGAGGAGAAUCAGGGAGAAGCAAAGGAGGGAAGUGAAAAUGGGGACGUGAAAAAGACUGUGGAAGAGAAGAAAAAUGACUGAUUAUGUGAGAUGCG
Messenger RNA from Aplysia californica (California sea hare), 1990 nucleotides. Its product is annotated as cleft lip and palate transmembrane protein 1 homolog. The coding region runs from base 36 to 1976 and encodes 646 amino acids. The record is from RefSeq and is a predicted model, not a curated record. The transcript has 14 exons. Gene Ontology annotation, cellular component: membrane; endomembrane system. NCBI's taxonomy places the organism in Eukaryota, Metazoa, Mollusca, Gastropoda, Aplysiida, Aplysiidae.